CACGUGCACGUUUUAUGAAUCCGCUGAUCUGAUUGGCUGCAGAGGCGGAACUUCCGGCAGCACCGGUUGGACAGUGGACACAGAGUGAGAGUUCAGCAGCUCCCCAAAAUCGGGAGAAAGUCCAAAGAACAUCGAAAUAAGAUUGUGAUGAUUCUCACAAAUGGACGACAUCAACCUCCAUUAUCGCUUUUUGAACUGGAGAAGGCGAAUACGAGAAAUUCGUGAAGUACGACCAGUGCGCUACCGAGAGCGCCUGAAAAGAAUGCUGAGGGAUGGUGAUGUGCUGAGGUACCAUGGGAAUUCAGAUGAAGUUGGCUGUUUUGUGGCGGCGAGGCCAUUGUCAAAGAGAAGUCGGUAUUUUGAGGUCACAAUCGUUGAUACGGGAGUGAGGGGGAUGAUUGCUGUUGGUUUAGUGCCUCAGCUCUACAAGCUGGACCAUCAGCCGGGCUGGCUCCCAAAUUCCGUGGCUUUCCAUGCAGAUGAUGGCAAGCUCUACAACGGCAACACUGUAGGACAACAAUUUGGUCCUAAAUGCUGCAGAGGGGACCGAAUUGGCUGUGGAAUAUCCCUGGACUCUGAUGAUGGACAGUUGACUGUGUUUUUUACCAAGAAUGGUAAAGAAGUUGGCAGCUUGGACAUGCCAGCAGCUGAAGCUCUCUACCCUGCGGUAGGAAUGCACUCGCUGGGGGAGGAAGUACUGCUGGACCUGCAUGCUGAGUGGGGAAUGGAGGAGGAUGACGGACUGAUGAUAGUAGACAGCCAUGAAGAUGACUGGGGCCGCCUCCAUGAUAUUAGAGUGUCUGGCACCCUGCUCGAGUACAUGGGCAAAGGGAAGAGCAUUGUUGACGUGGGCUUGGCUCAGGCCCUUCGGCCACUCAACACACGCUUCCACUACUACGAGCUGGAGAUCACAGACGCUGGGGAGAAGUGUUACAUCGCCCUUGGUCUGGCACGCAAGGAUUAUCCGAAAAACAGACAUCCAGGUUGGAGCAGAGGGUCCAUAGCUUAUCAUGCUGAUGACGGGAAGUUGUUCCAGGGCAGCGGAGUCGGCGACGCCUUCGGUCCGCGCUGCUUCGAAGGAGACCUCAUGGGCUGCGGCAUCAUGUUUCCACGUGACUACAGCAACGAGGGCAGAGAUGAUGUGGACGACUGGGACCUGGAAGCGUUUCCACGGCCCAGUGAGGUUCAGAACGACUUGUACGCGGGCAACGACGAGGACGAGGAGGAGGAGGAGGACGGGGAGGGGGAAGACUUGGAGGGUACCAAGGUCACGGUGUUCUUCACCCGGAACGGAAAUGUGGUGGGACGCAGGGAGGUGGCUUUACCAGCAGGAGGCUUCUACCCGACUAUCGGCAUGAUGAGCACCGGGGAGAAGGUCAAAGUGGACCUGCACCCCCUCAGUGGCUGAACGCCACCACGGGACUCCAUGACCUCAUCGUCAACAGGCUGCUGCACGUUGCUUGUUGAAGUCACGUCAGGAUAGAACUGUGGCCUUCUCAUGCUGUAAGAGUCAAAUAACUUUGAUUCAAAAUGAUCCAAAUGUAUAUAUUUUUUGAGGUUGUAAUUCAGGAGUGUCCAAGCUUUUUCCUCCAAAGGCUGCUUACUGAAAAAUGUAAGGGCCACUUUGACAUCUUCAAUUUAUUUAACACACACAAUCCAUCAGUGUAGUUAAACUUAUGCAAAGCAAUUAUACAUAUAUUUUUUAUUUAUACUGCAUGAAGUCAAGGAUUUUUCCAGAUUUUGUCUUUAUCCCGGUAGAAUAGAUCCCUACAGUGAGCACCGUAGAAUUCCGUCUCCACCACUGGAACCAAAUCAAGAGCAUUCUGGACGAAGCUGACCUCGGCGCCGCACCUUACCAAAUGAUGCGUGAUUGGUUGAAAGAGAGAUGACAGGGAACUUCCUCUUCUCUUCUCCUGCCUUGCCACCCAGUGUAGAAAUUAUGUAGUACAAUGCAGGCAAACUACAUGGGGCUGUGUCACACAUUAAUUUAAGUCUAUGCCACAGGCUGGCAAAAAAAAAUGGAUGAAGGGCUGCAAUGACCCCCAGGCUGUAGUUUGGACACACCUGUUUAAUAGAAUCACACAGUGUGAUGUUGAUUUUCUAUACAAAAAGAAAGAUCGCAAACACAAUUGACACUAUUUCCGCAUUUGCGUGUAUGUUGCCUAACUGUGUGCGCUGCACGUCCCAUAACUGGUGCAUUGCUGACACUUAGUGGUCAGAGUCCUGUAGUGCGGUCAUUGGUUCAGUGCAUGGCCUGCCUGAAAAUGUAACAGUCUAUAAUAACGCAGUGUUUCCCAAUCUUUUCUUGACCCAAGGCACAUAUUGUACGGCACACCACCAAACAAAAAUGUAACAAAAAUAAUGUAAUGAAAUAAUUUACUUCAGACAAAUUUACUUAGUGUGAAAUCUGGGCCUGUUAAAUUGGACACAGAGCUAUUAUUCUGUUGUUAUUCCGAAGUUAAUUGUACUUUCUGCCAUUUAUUGGAAAAGCAAUUAAAUGUUACACCUGUCACGAUAUGUCGCUGGCAUGGAUAGAUGGAGAAAAAUACUUUGUCUAAAAGAAUUUUCAGAUAAUUGUAUAAUUUUCUGCAACCUGAUGAUCGCUCGCACAAAUGUGCUGGGGCAUAAUGGUUGGGAAACACAUCAUUAUGGCCAUUAACUCUAAUUCUCGGGCAAAAAAGCUUUAUUUCCCUCCAAUUAGGUGUUUUAAGUCUUUUUUUUUUUUGAGGGGGGGGGGGGGGUUUGAUAUGUCACUCAGUACAUGUUGAAACUGUGUUCUCGUUAUCAAACUACACAACAUUUUUGAUCAACACUAAAAGAUGUAAUACUGAAAGGGAAUUUUUAAUGGAAGGAUAAUUAAUGACCAAAAACAUGUACAGUUUAAAUGUAUUCUUGACAAUGAAGCCAUAACUAUAAUUUGUUGCUCUCAGGUAUAUUUAAAUAUCAAAACUGAUAAUGUUUUUAUUUAUUCAAGUCACAGAUUUCCAUUGCUUUGAGUCACGUUUUCACUUUUUGGGGGGUGAGUUAAUGCUGUUCUCUAAUAGUUUAGGAUUAUUGUUUGUGACAGUAAGACUUCCAAUUUUCACCUGUACUUCCUUUCAGCAGUUUUAGUUUCCUGGCCUCAAUUCUAUUCCUCCUCAGAUGGGCACAGAAAGAAUGUUGUGUGUAAUCUCCUCCCACAUGCCAAAAACAUGUAUGCUAGGUUCACUGAACACUAAAUUGAGCCGAGGUGUGAAUUUGGGGUAGGCGCCAUCUUGUGCCCUUCAUUAGCAUAAGCAGCGUAUAUAACGAUUGAAUGCAUGGUGUUGUCAUAGGAUUACAGGCUUUACAUUGAUGACUUUUCUUAAAAAUGUCUGCAUCCGAAGAGCCAUUCUAACCAAAGUGCCUGCAUGAAUACUUAAUGUUCUCAGAUCAGCAUGUACUGUGUUUAAUUCAUUAGUCUAAAGAAUGACACAUGGCCAAUGGCGCCUUCCUGCCUUUUUUCAUCCUCAGCUGGUGAUUUCAAAACUAAGUGCCUGUCACCAUUACCCAAGCCAUAUAGCUAGCUAUCUUGUGUGAAGCAAUCUGAUACAAGUAAAAAGAUGAUCAUUUUAGUUCACCAUUUGGAAUGUAUGUGUAGUUUUGACAUUUGCUGGUGCCUUUCAGGUAUGUUGUCAUUUUACAUACUAAAAUUAAAGUCUUAUCCUGUA
Molecule: messenger RNA, 3689 nt
Organism: Phyllopteryx taeniolatus (common seadragon)
Lineage: Eukaryota; Metazoa; Chordata; Actinopteri; Syngnathiformes; Syngnathidae
Gene: spryd3
Product: SPRY domain containing 3
Exons: 11
Coding region: 161-1408 (415 amino acids)
Molecular function (GO): protein binding
Source: RefSeq, a predicted model, not a curated record